ACAACAGAAAGGUUUAAACAAUGCUCACUUAUAGAUGCUGCAAGCAUUACGCUUCUUCAAGCAAUGGGUGGACGCGUCCUAGCAGAGGAGAUGCUGGGGUUAGGAAACAACUAUUUCAUUGGUUUUGUGAAUGAUUCUGUUUCCAAAUGCAUUGUGGCAUUACGCUUGACUGUCGUAGUAAAAGUCAGCAUGUGUUUGCCUGGAGGAAUUCAGUCUGAUGGUCUUCAGUGUUCUGGGAAAGGAAAAUGCAUUACAAGAGAGUCUGAGGCAACAUUUUUCUGUGACUGUGACCAUGAAUACCUGGGUGGUUUCUGUGAAGAAUUUAAUGCCUGUCAAAGCAGCCCUUGUCAGAAUAAUGGAACCUGCAUGGAUAUGGCAGAAAAACAUAUUGGAAACAAUUUCUCCUGUACUUGUCUUCCUGGAUAUACUGGGGAAAUGUGUCAGUCAGCGAUUGACUAUUGCACUCAGCAGCCUUGCCAGAAUGGAGGGACCUGCUAUUCUAGUAGCGGUGGAUUCCAUUGCCAAUGUCCAGAAGGAUUCCUGGGACCAACCUGUGCAGACAAAGUUGAUUACUGUGCUUCAUUUCCUUGUAAGAACAAUGGAACCUGUUAUACAGAUCGACUCUCCUAUUCUUGCAGCUGCAGUCCAGGUUUUACAGGACCUACCUGUGCCCACCUGAUUGACUUCUGUGCUCUGAAUCCUUGUGCUCAUGGCAUUUGUCGCAGUGUUGGAACAAGUUAUAAAUGUCUCUGUAUUCCAGGUUACCAUGGUCUCUAUUGUGAGGAGGAAUAUAAUGAGUGUCUUUCAGCCCCUUGUCAGAAUGGAGCUACCUGCCGAGACCUUGUCAGUAGCUAUGACUGUGUAUGUCUUCUUGAGUAUGAGGGAAGACACUGUGAAUUAUACAAAGAUCCUUGUGUAAACAUCAGCUGUCAGAAUGGUGGGACUUGUGACAGUGAAGGGCUAAAUGCUACCUGUAUCUGUGCACCUGGAUUUACAGGUGAAGAAUGUGACAUCAAUGUAAAUGACUGUGAAAGUAACCCCUGUCACCAUGGGGGACUGUGCCUAGACCAACCUAAUGGAUAUAGCUGCCAUUGUCCACGUGGAUGGGUUGGUGCAAACUGUGAAAUACAUCUACAGUGGAAGUCAGGGCAUGUGGCAGAGAGUCUGACAAAUAUGCCUCGGCAUUCUCUUUAUAUCAUAAUUGGAGCUCUGUGUGUAGCAUUUGUCCUGAUGCUGAUCAUUCUAAUUGUGGGGAUCUGUCGCAUCAGUCGUAUUGAAUACCAAGGUUCAUCUAGGCCAGCCUAUGAAGAAUUCUACAACUGCAGGAGCAUUGAUAGUGAAUUCAGUAGUGCUAUUGCUUCUAUCCGACAUGCCAGGUUUGGAAAGAAAUCUCGCCCUGCAAUGUAUGAUGCAACUCCAAUUGCUUAUGAAGAUUACAGUCCUGAUGACAAGCCUUUGGUCACACUGAUUAAAACAAAAGAUUUGUAAUCUAUUUAACAGUUGUUUUGGGGGAGGGGAUUAUUUUUCAAAAGGAUGGGCUACUGAAUUAAUUCAAUAUUUUUAAGAUGAAGCAAGUGUAAGAAAUUUAAAAUGUUUAGCUGCUCCAGAAUUUUCUGUAGAUUAUUUAAGAACAGGUUUUCUGCAGCUUUUUGUUUGAAGGAAAUAUUUUAAACUGAAUUUGUGAAAUUUAUUAUUUCUUUUACUGUACUUUCAGCAUUAGAAACUCUAAUCUUAACAGUAGUGUGCUGUUGCUUUUACCAACCUCAGAUCAGUACAGGCAGAAUAUGAUAUGUUAAGCAAUGAAAAAUUCUCCUUAAUGUAACAGUGGCAGCAUUCUUAGUAGACUUAGGAAAAAUGUAAAACUUGAUAUAUUCAUUAUUGAAAAAUGAAGUCCGAAAUGUUUGUGUUUGUGAAAAGGAAUUUAGUAAAAAAUAUUAUUCUUAAACUGAAUGAAUUAGCUUUCUCCCUCUUUUGUGCAUGGAUAACCUUUCUGUAUUAUGUUCCUGAAAUCUGCUAAAACUUUGCCUUGAGUUGAUGUUUGUCAUUUUUGUAAUGGUAUUCAAGGUAAGCUUUGUAAAAAUAAUAUGUCAUUGAAGUGCCUAUUAAGGCAAAAAAGGGGUG
Molecule: messenger RNA, 2121 nt
Organism: Python bivittatus (Burmese python)
Lineage: Eukaryota; Metazoa; Chordata; Lepidosauria; Squamata; Pythonidae
Source: RefSeq, a predicted model, not a curated record